Messenger RNA from Scatophagus argus, 2318 nucleotides. It is a transcript of the gene hsd17b12a, whose product is annotated as hydroxysteroid (17-beta) dehydrogenase 12a. Gene Ontology annotation, molecular function: oxidoreductase activity. The record is from RefSeq and is a predicted model, not a curated record. The transcript has 11 exons. Gene Ontology annotation, cellular component: endoplasmic reticulum. NCBI's taxonomy places the organism in Eukaryota, Metazoa, Chordata, Actinopteri, Scatophagidae. The coding region runs from base 161 to 1153 and encodes 330 amino acids.
AGUGUUGGGGGAGUUGGGGGAGUGUGUGUGUGAUGCUACAACCUCCUUAUAAAGGGACUCUCUCUCACGUUGUGGCUUGGAAAUUAGAGCACAUUGCCUAAAAUUGAGGUCUCCACACACACACACUCUCACACACGCCGAGUCACCGAGAGCCACUGCCAUGAACUGGAUGAACGUUGAGGAGACGCUCCGCAGGGCCGAGACGCCUCUCUUCUGGGUCGGUGCGUUCACCGUGGCCUCCCUGGCGCUGUGGCUGCUCUACAGGCUGCUCUCAGGCUUUAGGAUCUGGGUCUUGGGGAACGGGCAGCUGCUCUCUCCGACGCUGGGCAAAUGGGCAGUUGUGACGGGAGCCACGGAUGGAAUCGGGAAAUCCUAUGCGGAGGAGCUGGCUCGUCGAGGAUUUGCCAUGAUGUUGAUCAGCCGCUCGCAGGACAAGCUGGAUGACGUGGCCAGGUCGCUUGAGGAGCAGUACAAAGUGGAGACCAGGACCAUUGCGGUUGACUUUGGCAAGACAGACAUCUACUCCAAGAUCGAGGCGGGACUGGCUGGUCUGGAGAUUGGCGUUCUUGUCAACAAUGUUGGUGUGUCCUACCCGUAUCCUGAGUACUACCUCCACAUUCCUGAUCUGGAAAAUUUCAUCACAAACAUGAUCAACGUGAACAUGACCUCGGUGUGCCAGAUGACCCGUCUGGUGCUGCCCAGAAUGGCUGAGAGGUCCAAAGGAGUUGUCCUCAACAUCUCGUCUGCCAGUGGCAUGUACCCUGUCCCUCUGCUUACAGUCUAUUCUGCCACAAAGGCCUUUGUGGACUUCUUCUCUCGUGGCCUUCAGGAGGAGUACAGGCGUCAGGGCAUCAUCAUUCAGAGCGUACUGCCCUUCUUUGUGGCCACUAAAAUGACUCGUAUCAGGAAGCCCACCCUGGACAAGCCCACCCCAGAGCGUUAUGUGGCAGCUGAGCUCACCACUGUGGGUCUGCAGAGCCAGACCAAUGGCUACUUCCCUCAUGCUGUCAUGGGUUGGGUGACUACCAAGCUGGUGCCAAGCAGCAUCGUCAUCUUCCUGGGAGCCAGGAUGAACCGUCUGCAACGCACUGGAUACCUGCAGCGGAGGAAACUGCGAGAGCAGAAAAACGGCACAAGCUUGAAGAGUGAAUAGGAAGAGUGCGAUGAAACUCCAGACCGCCACUCUGUUCUGACCCGAGGCUGCGUUUAAGGAAAAGAGACUGUGUUUGUAUCUGAGUGAUUGAUCCACUUGAGGUUUACCUGAGAGUUCACCUUUGUGGCUUCAAUAAAUGUGCACAUCGACGCAUGUUCAUGAUAAAUAGGGCAACCUCUGGCCUGAUGUGGUGUUUGGAGAGAAAUGGCAAAAGAAGGUAUGAGCUGAAAUGAUAAUGAAAUGCUGCUCUUGGCAAAGGACUUAAAGGACAUACACUGAUGGUGGAAAUAAUGCAGUCAAAAAAAUUAGUAAUUUGUUAAUCCUGCUGUUGUAAGCAGUGGAAAACGGUGGUGGGCAUUUUUUAUAUACAUGUAUAAUUAUUUAUUUUACAUGAAAACAUGAGCCAAACUCAUACCUUGAGACUAGAUUUCAAACUGUUUACAAAAGCCAUUUAAAGAUGGCAAACUCUGCUUCCUAUCAUGUCAGUUUACUAGCAUUACUGAACUGUUAUCAUCAUACAUUGGCUCAUAGGUUUUUUCCAUAAUAUUGUGUGCUUACUGUAUGUUUAAAAUACGUGGUGGUGGGUUGUUGCUGCACCAAUAUAAGUCUUGUUCUAAACAAAGGUUUUUUUUUGUAGUUUAUCACUGUUGCGUUAAGCACAAGUGCCUUUCUACUGACAUUAAUGCUGGAAACGGUCAGAUUCAAUGAGCGGGUAUUGACUGGCUAAAAAUGUGUUGGGAAAGGAUGCAAGUGAACUGGUGCUAUGUCCCUGUGAACAAACUCUCGGAAUCAAAAUGUAAAACCGUAAUAGACGAAGGAAAACCUCUUUCACAUGAAGUUCGUCUAACGUUUUGGAAGUAUUACAGAAGUAUUUUACAUCAUUAGUAGUUUUGUCACUUUUAAAUGCAGACGCAUACUACUAUGUGUUUGCUGGAAAACUGGAGAACUGCCCCUCUUUACACAGUUCGAGCACAUUUGCCCACAGAUGACCUGACCUGACCUGUGCCUCCGCUAUGCUGCCUUGUGAAUGCUUUUCCUCUGUAAAGUCUUUUAAACUCCCUGAAAAUUAAAAUUUGAAUUUCUAUAUGUAAAAUGCACUGUUUACAUUUAUUUUGCUCAGAACUUGUUUUAUAUGGUUUGUUAAUAAAAGCUCUAGUAUACAGCA